Molecule: messenger RNA, 1269 nt
Organism: Nicrophorus vespilloides
Lineage: Eukaryota; Metazoa; Arthropoda; Insecta; Coleoptera; Silphidae
Product: N(4)-(Beta-N-acetylglucosaminyl)-L-asparaginase
Exons: 6
Coding region: 178-1212 (344 amino acids)
Biological process (GO): protein deglycosylation
Cellular component (GO): lysosome
Molecular function (GO): N4-(beta-N-acetylglucosaminyl)-L-asparaginase activity
Source: RefSeq, a predicted model, not a curated record
CGAGACCCAAUUAUUCGCAGUCUUCCAAUUCCAUCGCAAGACGCACGCACACGUGGCGAAAUGGCAUCGCAUCGGAAUUACAAUCAUCAUUAGCGCCACACCAGUUUCCGCAAAUCACGCUCAUUAUGAAGAGGGAAUAUACAGGAAUAGAAGCAAUGGUACUAUUGUCGAGUGAAGAUGUUGGUUUCCGUUAAAGCUAUCCUUCUGCUGUUGCCGAUUCUGGCUGCUGCGAAAACACCGUUCGUUAUAAAUACCUGGCAUUUCAAGGAAGCCGCUCAAGAAGCUUGGGAUUUUGUGAGCAAAGGUCACGACGCGGUGGACUCUUUGGAGGCGGGAUGUUCGAAGUGCGAGAGCUUGCAGUGCGAUGGAACCGUGGGCUUCGGUGGUAGUCCGGAUGAGAACGGAGAAACCACUUUGGACGCACUUAUAUUUGAUGGGACUACAAUGGAUAUGGGAGCAGUCGGCGCUCUGAGGAACGUCAAGCAGGCUAUAUCUGUUGCUAAGCAUGUACUCAGGAACACAAAACAUUCGUUGUUGGUUGGUAGCCAGGCAACGAAAUUUGCCAAAAAGAUGGGAUUCAAAAUUGAAUCUCUAUCCACUAACAAAUCGCAGGCGAUGUGGGAUGAUUGGAAAUCGAAUAAUUGCCAACCGAACCAUUGGAAGAAUGUAGAUCCGAAUCCAAAUGAAAGUUGUGGACCCUACACGCCAGAAUCAGAAAACAGCAUCAACAGUUUCAACGUCUUCAGCAAACAUCGCCUAGGAAUAUCCAAGAAAAAUCACGAUACCAUUGGAAUGAUUGUUAUUGAUGAGGAUGGUAACGUCGCUGCUGGUACUUCGACGAACGGUUUGAAGUACAAGGUCCCUGGACGUGUCGGUGAUUCGCCGAUACCCGGAGCUGGAGCUUACGCAGAUAACACCGCCGGAGCAGCUGCGGCAACAGGAGAUGGUGACAUCAUGAUGAGGUUUCUACCCAGUUUCCUCGCCGUGGAACUCUUGAAAAUUGGAAAGUCUCCGACCGAAGCAGCUCAAAUUGCCAUCAAGAGGAUCGUUGAUAAGUAUCCAAGCUUUUUUGGUGCUGUAAUAGUCUCGGACAAGGAUGGUAACUACGGAGCAGCUUGCAACGGAAUGCCCGAAUUCAUCUUCUCCAUAGCCAAUCCGGAAACAGAAGGAGCUAAACUCGAAAGCGUCUUAUGCGGUUCAGGAAACAAUUGAACUUUGAAAUUUGUAUUGUUUAUAAAUAAUUUUAUAAUUAAAUAGAGAUAAGAUUCG